UUUGUCUUUGUGAUGGUCACUGUGAGCAUAUGUAACCAGAUUAGUCAGGAGCAUGUUGAUGUUGAUGUUGAUUUGAAAGAGGAGCAUUACAUGGCAGAGGAUACACCAGAGGCAUGAGAAGUCUAGUAACAUGUUUGUCCAAUGACAGUUCUGUCUGUAAAUGUACAAUCAUGUACACCUCUUAUUGUGUUAUCCAAUUUUUUGGGCAAAGCAUGCAUCUCAUCAAAUUCGACCAAACUCAGUAUGACAACACAGUUACCAACCUGCUGUCCUUCCCUCUACAGACAGACCCCCUCACCUCAAACCUCCUCACAGGUGCCCCAUUCUCCUUACCCCCUCAUUCCCUCUGUCCCCAAUUCCACCAUGCCCAGUAUAUCUGUCUCCCUCUCCCUAAAACCCAUGAGUUCCCUCUCCUCCUUCCUCUCCUCUCUGUCUUCUCUUCCCCACACCGUCAGAGACACUGAGGUCCCCCUUCUCUUCCGUGAGCCCUACAUCCUGUCUGGCUACCGGCCCGUGGGCCAUUCCUGGAGCUUCUACUUCCUCAGCCUCUUCCAGAUACACAAUGAGACAAUCAACGUGUGGAGCCACUUGCUGGCCGGAGUCUGCGUUGCGCUGAGGUUCUCUGUUUUUGCUGUGAUGUACGGGCUGGGUCUUUACCUGGACCUGGCCUGUCUACCGCUGGUCUACUACGUCCUGUCUCUUCUGACCUACUUGUGCUGCAGCGCAACAGCCCACCUGCUCCAGUCCCACUCCGAGCUGGCCCACUAUGCCCUAUUCUUCCUGGACUAUGUGGGAGUGGCUGUGUACCAGUAUGGCUGUGCCCUGGCUCUAUACUUCUACAGCUCUGAUCCCGCAUGGAGACGCAGUCGAGUAGGAGAGGUGUUCCUCCCUGCAGCAGCUCUCCUGGCUUGGUUAUCCUGUGCCUGCUGCUGCUUUGCCAAACUCAGUUACCUCCACCCAUACCCACUCCAUCGUAAGCUGUGCCAGGUCGUGCCAACCGGUCUGGCGUGCCUGCUAGACAGCAGUCCUGUGGCACAUAGACUGGUCAGCAGGACCUGGGGAGACGACCCUGCUAUGACCCUACACGCAAUACAGGUGUUGCUGUUCCUCCUGGCAGCGUUCUUCUUCUCCUGUCCCAUGCCUGAGCGUUUCUUUCCUGGGCACUGUGACAUCAUCGGCCACGGGCACCAGCUCUUCCACUUCCUCCUCUCCCUCUGCACGCUGACCCAACAGGAAGCUGUGUUUGAGGACUUCCUGUCCCGGCGGGCGUCCCUGACGAGGGAGUACGGGGAGUGCCGCCUACAGGUGGCAGCCGUGUCAUUUCCUGCCCUGGUGUUCUGUAGCGUGCUGACAGCUGUGAUCAUGAGGAGAUUGGUGGAGAGGAGGCUGAGGAAGGAGGACAGUUGGGGGGAGGAGGUAGAGAGAGGAUAG
This is a messenger RNA of Oncorhynchus tshawytscha (Chinook salmon), 1431 nucleotides long. Its product is annotated as membrane progestin receptor beta-like. The record is from RefSeq and is a predicted model, not a curated record. Gene Ontology annotation, biological process: response to steroid hormone. Gene Ontology annotation, cellular component: plasma membrane. NCBI's taxonomy places the organism in Eukaryota, Metazoa, Chordata, Actinopteri, Salmoniformes, Salmonidae. Gene Ontology annotation, molecular function: steroid binding; nuclear steroid receptor activity. The transcript is spliced from 4 exons. The coding region runs from base 142 to 1431 and encodes 429 amino acids.